Molecule: messenger RNA, 171 nt
Organism: Diversispora eburnea
Lineage: Eukaryota; Fungi; Glomeromycota; Glomeromycetes; Diversisporales; Diversisporaceae
Source: the annotation of a GenBank genome assembly
AUGGCACCAAUUACAAGAAUGACCUCAAGAAGAUUAGGAUUACAAGUGGAAGAUGCAACAAUAUUACGUUUUGGAUAUUUUGGUAAGAGGGUUAACUCCAAGAAAAACUGGAAACUCCACCCAGGCCCGCGUGGCCAACUUGUAUGCAGAUCUACCGUCGGUUGCGAUUGA